Messenger RNA from Exophiala dermatitidis NIH/UT8656, 4249 nucleotides. RefSeq lists its product as uncharacterized. Lineage: Eukaryota; Fungi; Ascomycota; Eurotiomycetes; Chaetothyriales; Herpotrichiellaceae. Gene Ontology annotation, cellular component: nucleus; cytosol. Gene Ontology annotation, molecular function: cysteine-type endopeptidase activity; cysteine-type deubiquitinase activity. Gene Ontology annotation, biological process: protein deubiquitination. The transcript is spliced from 3 exons. Bases 936 to 3938 code for a protein of 1000 amino acids. The record is from RefSeq and is a predicted model, not a curated record.
GCUCUUCAUGUCCGUGUCUCCUUAGGUAGGCUUCCGACUCAAAACCUCUCGAAGAAAAUAUUCUCCAGCUCCGGUCCGGGCAGACAAGUUCAGCUGCCAGCAGGCAUGCAGUCCACUGCAUGCAGUCUCAGACAUCUACUGUCUGUCCGCGAACGGUUGAGCGUGAGCACCACCGACUGCGGACACGUUCUAGACUUUUCACCGGGUGCAGAUAACACCGCAGGGUCUGAAUUCGCGUCCUGACCUAGUACUACGGCGAGGUCACUUGUCCUGGACUCGCUUUGUUCACUUUCCCCGGUUUCAUGGCUUCCUAGCGGGUGGAGGUUAUUCUUGCCUUGUUUGAAUCCGGACUUCCGGUACCUUGUAUUGUCAACACUACGUGUGUUAGUGGUAAGGCGGACAACCAGAGAGGGAGGGUGAGAGUACAAAUCGGAAACGUGCCACAUUCCACACUACACCGUUUGUUGCUUGCGGAAUGUGAGGCGUGACCUUAUGCCUCAGCCUUAUCCCACCGACCGCAAGGUCGAAAAAGAUCAUUCUUAUACUAAGGCAAGGCUGCUAACAUGUUCCGAACAUCAUAAUCACAGUGUCCGCAACCAGACUGUGCACUCUCUUCGAGAUAUUGACCACUGCUCGGCAUCAAAGAGACAUAAUGCCCAGUACUCGCAUCAAAUUGACCGUUUCCGGCGAACUCACAGGUUUUGCGUUGUCCAUUGUUGCCUCUGAUGAAACCAUCCACGCUUCAACGCAAGCGGACAAGACCUCUGCUAUAAUGGACUUUCCUUUUAUCCUGCAUCGACCACCUUGUUUUGCCGAGUUUCUCGUGUCCUCAUUUAUGCGUGCACACCCUGUCGUCUUUCACUACUUGUCUUGUUCUUUUCGAUCACCACUCUGUCUAUUUUCUUCUUUAUCGUCUACCAGCAACAUUCGCCAAGAUGGUGACAACUAGGUCUGCCACUCCAAAUAAUGGUGGAAACUCCCCCAGGGCUCCUGCCCGGAAGAGAGCAAAGACUACAAAUGCUCAUGCCACAUCGUCUGGUAACUCUGCACCUCCUCCAACGACGCCGACCGGAACAACCCAACAAGCCCCUCCAAAUGCGCCCGCAACUGCUUCCGGGCAGGUUAGUCCGGCAACAUCUACUGGACCCGACUUUCACCUGCCCCGGCCUGUUCCCGUUGACACCAUUACUGCAUGUCGAACAAAGAUACCUCGAAACACGUCCGUGCGGGGGUUCCAGAACGAUAAAUUUGAAUGCUACUUCAAUGCCAUGAUUGUCAUGCUGCUCUCAAGCCGCAGACUCAUGGCCUGGAUUGAAGCCAAAUACAUACCGAUCUUGAUGAACGCGGAAGUAACAAUAAAGACUAACGUUGCAGCCGCUCUUGCAAGCCGGGAAACGUCCGAACCAGAUCCCCUCCAAGCAAGCUACACUGAUGCGUUGUGCGAGUUGCAUGCGCUCGGCGAGGUUUACUGGUCACAGUCGGAUGACGACGUGCUAGAGUUGGCGCGAAAGGCAUUCUUCGCUUACGUUGGUAAGGAGAUCACUGCGCUACCCGGCAGAGAUUUCUGGGACCCGAACGAGCAGCAAGACGCUACCGAGUUCUUGAACUACUUUAUGGAGAUUGCUGAGAGGCAGCGCCUGGAAUAUUUCGGAGAGCUCAUGCAAGAGCGGAGACGGAGCCAAAGCCCGGACCCAAUUGACAUCGAUGCUAUGGCAAAGUAUAUGGAGGUAGGAGGGCUAGACGUGGGUCUAGUGACCGGGCUCUCACAGACUAUGCGUAUCCGAUGCAACAUGUGUGGUACGCUGCCUGGCCAGCCGACCAUGACGCGCAUCCAGACCUUGUACGAGAUGGAAUCGUGGCCUCUGUCGUUCGGCGACUUGUCUGCUGGUAUUGUCCCUCCUGCCAAUGGUAAGGGCAGGGGCAGGGGCAGGGGCAGGGGCAGAGGCAGAAGGAGAGCAAAGGGUAAAGCACCAGAACAAGUUGGCCCACCUGUGCCUUUGGAAGAUCUGAUCGGAAAUGACAUGCGGGGCCAACAGGAAGGCUGGCUAUGUGGGCGCUGCCGACCAUACAUCAUCGACCAAACACACGCAGCCCGACUGGCUGCCGCCGGAGACGACGCCGACGAGCAAUUAAAAGCUCAGAAGCAGAAUGAGGCCGAGAUCGAUGGCUUGGCCCGUAACCAGACCAUCAAUCGCAAACGAUUCUGCAAGCUUCCCGAAGUGCUGAUCCUAACUAUGACACGGUUUCAAUUGGUUGGGGAGGACUACGAGAAGGACAACACCAAAGUUCAAUUCGGCGAGGUGCUGGAUCUGACGCCCUACCUCGAACACCAUAACCUUGGCCAGGAUCCAGUUGAUCGAUCUUCGGCCAAGUAUCGGCUCAUCGCGAUCAUCAGCCAUAGAGGAGACAGGGAAGCCGGCCACUAUAUCAACCACGUGCUAGCCUACAAGAACCCCCAAACGGGCAUGGGCUCAUUCACAGAGGUCGACGAUGAUACGGUCGACACAGAAUUUGAUUUGGACGACGUCUUGAAGUCGCAGGACCGAGACUUCACGCCUUAUGUUUUCCUCUACGAGAGGAUUGUCAAUGCUGAUGAUGCCGACCAAGGGGCCGAGAAGGACCCGGAAAAGCGCAACACCCCACCCAGGCAGUCUACGCCAGCAGUGACUGGCACAAAAUUCAAGGUCGACAAGGCCGAGACAGCAAACUGGUAUGAGACGCUCGUUACCAUCUCGGCCACGGUGAAAAAGCAACUGGUCAACUUUCCUCCCUUUGUGCUGGAACCCAAGUUGCCUACCACCAACGGUGGUUCUACGACGGUCGAACUGAAGAAGGGCGCUUCCAGUGCCACGGUGAUCAUGGAGAAAAAGGGGCCCUCGAACCUCAUACUCACGAUAAACAACCGAACCCCCCAGGAUGGUGCCGGUGCCGGUGCCGCCACUGGCGCCACUCCCACUGCUGUGUCGAGAUCGCGGGCUCAAACCCCAGCACAGGCACCUGCCACCACGACCACCACCAGUCCCAUUGCUGUGUCGAGAUGGACGGCGAUCAACCGAACGCCCCAAGAUGGUGGUGCUCCCCCUACUGCUGCCACCCCCACUGCUGUGUCGAGAUCUCGUGCUCAAACCCCGGCAAGAGCCGUCACCCCAGCUCCGGCACCACCGGCACCCACGAGGGUCACCAAGAGGAAGCGAGCUGCGACGCCUACAGGUUCCACGAGCCCGCGCCAAUCCAAGAGACAGAAGGCCGCACCAGCGGCUGUUGCAUCGACCGCUCCGCCGGACAAUAGCAUCGAUGUCUCAGGUACAGCAGGAACAAGAGCUGCUCCUCACGGUCCUCUAGGCCUGGGUCGCGCUGGUCAAGACGGCCGUGGUGGUCGAGGCGGUCAAGGCCGGGGUCGUGGUCCUGGUCGAGGCGGUCGAGGCGGUCGAGGAGCCGCGCGCGGCGCCCCCCAGGCCAGGAUCCUAAAUUCGAGUCCGUUCAACCAGGCCCGCCGAUCCGACCCGGCGUACACGUCUCUUGUGCAGGGUCGCUUUAAUGUCGCGGAUCGACUGCGAAAUGAUUGGGAUGACAACAGUGACAAUGACGAGGCUGAUGAUGAUAAUGUCACUCGUACUCCCAAGUCUCGCAAUCACACGACCGCGGUCAAACGCAAGAAUGUGACUUGGGCAGCAGGACUUGACAACGACAGUCAUACCGAAGAAGGUUCUGUCACUGCUACCGAGGGAACUCUUUCUGAUGAGGAUUUGUCCUUUGGUCACGGCCGACGCGGCGUCCGUGUCGUCGAGUAUCGCUCUCUCCCGGAUUAUAUGCGCGAUGUCAUGCAGAUGCAGAUGCAGAUGAGUCAAGCUGGUAGCCGACGACGUGGUGUGACUGCCGAAAUGGAUGACGAGAGCGAGACUGAGUUUGAGGGUCUGGAGGAAAUGGGUAUGGAGUGAGUGAUUGAUGGAUACCUCCUGAAUGCGAGAUGGGGAUGUGUACCUACCUACAGUACCUCCUCGCUCUCAGGUCUACAGUCCUGGGUAUUGGGGCAUUGGGGAAAGGCAAUAAUAGGUAAUGAUAAGGUAAGGCUGUUUCCGUCCCUUAGUUGAAAGGGGUUGUGAGGACGUGCGCCGGGCCUGAGUUAAAGGAAAACCAGAACAGAAACAUCACCGGUCGGUUUAGGCCGGGCUCUAAUAGACUCUGAUAGAUUUUGUGCUUUUGCAUGAAUUUUUGAUAGUAAGUAAUUCAGUGUUCUUUUUUUACCCCG